CCUACUUGUACGUUCUGAUAACCUACUGAGAAGGCCGUUUGAGGUGUCCCGUGUGGGUUUGACUAUCUGUCUGCUGAAAUGGGAGGUCUUGGUGGGGGAGUAGAUACCUUGAGGUCACGAUGCGGGUGAGAAUGAAACGAAGGGGGUCACAGAUGCCGAAGGGUCGAAGGGGUUUAAGGGGAGAUAUGAGGUCGUUGUUUGGUGAAUCAUCUGGCGAUGGAUCAUGAUGGGUGACUGUAAUGGCCAAACCGUCGCAAAUAAGGCGAAGGAAAGGAGUUGAACUGAUAUGGUUGUGAGUCUUGAUGUUUCUUCACAUCACUUGCCCUCUCUAGGUUGGUCCGAUAACGGAUGGUUCCUCCGAUGUAGGUGAAUCAUAAGGUCGGCUAUUCUUCAUCACCUUGGGCAGAGACUGCUAGUAUAUCUUGAGAUGACCACGGCUGCAAUGCUAUAUCUGAUCGAUCGACUCCUGAGAGACAACCACAAUGUAUGCGCGCUCAUCGGAAGCAAUAUGGUCCCAUAGCGCAACAGGGUCUUUCUUGUGCGUCAUCAGCCAAGACCCUUUUCUGCCCCGCGCUUCCCUGUCGCCUCCGUUUGGAUUCCAGUCAAAGUCGCUUGACUUGGUUGACCAGACACAACUCUCCAAGAAGCUGAUGCGGAAUAUCCUCACCCGAUACCGAUACCCCGCACCCACCUUGUUCGCAUCCGCAUCCGCAUCCGCAACCGCAUCAGCAACCGCAUCACGCACUCGCGCUCUUCCUCUCAUCACCACCACCAACAACCUCACCAACCAGACCGUUACUGUCACCCCCCAGCAACGCACCUUCAAAAUGACCAUCCACAAAACCCAAGAACCGCACAUCACAGCCAUCACGGACCUCUCCCCGCAAUCCUCCAAAUGGAUCACCCUGCAACAGAUCCACUACGUCGACCAAACCGGCAAGCCGCGCCUCUGGGAAGUCGCGGCGCGCAAGACGCGUUCGACGCCGACUGCCUCUUCUGCGGGGGGCAUCGACGCCGUAGCCAUGUGCAACAUCCUGCUGCACCCUCGCCGCCCACCCUCGACCAUCCUCGUGAUCCAAUACCGUCCGCCUAUGGACGCUUAUACCGUUGAGUGGCCUGCAGGCCUCAUAGACCAGGGCGAAACGCCCGAGCAGGCGGCCGUCCGCGAGUUCAAGGAGGAAACGGGGUACGAUUGUGUGGUGAAGAAUGUCAGUCCCAUCCAGGCGGCGGAUCCGGGACUGAGUAAUACCAAUAUGGUGAUGGCUACGGUGGAGGUGAAUCUUGGGGAGGAGGAUGGGGAAGACCAAAUGCCGGAGCAGAAGACGGAGGUGGGGGAACAUAUCGAAAGGGUGGUGGUGCCGAUGGCGGAAUUGUAUGAGCGGUUGGUGGAGUAUAGUAAGAAGGAGAGACAUGUGGUGGCGGCGAAACUGUUUCAUUUUGCGAUGGGGAUGCAUUUUGCGACGACGGAGAGGUAUGGGGUUUUUGGCAAGAGGGAGUAG
Neurospora hispaniola is the source of this 1499-nucleotide messenger RNA. RefSeq names its product NUDIX hydrolase domain-like protein. Gene Ontology annotation, cellular component: nucleus. The record is from RefSeq and is a predicted model, not a curated record. Gene Ontology annotation, molecular function: ADP-ribose diphosphatase activity. The coding region runs from base 483 to 1499 and encodes 338 amino acids. Lineage: Eukaryota; Fungi; Ascomycota; Sordariomycetes; Sordariales; Sordariaceae. Gene Ontology annotation, biological process: ribose phosphate metabolic process; nucleoside phosphate metabolic process. The transcript is spliced from 3 exons.